GCAGGGAGAGGAGGUUCGGGUUUGCCACGUCGGUCUCUGUGCAACGCAUUUACACUGUUGCUCUUCCAGCCCAGGGCUAACUUUUUGGAGACGUUUCGUGCUUUCACCCCGAGACAAAGCGACCCCCCGGCGUUGCCGGUCGUCGCUACAUCAGUGCAGUCCGGGAAAUUGAAGCUGAAAGGCGGAGAAAUGCUCGGUGCUGCCCCGGACUCGCCACACAACUGACUGAUGCAUCCUUGUUCAGCUCAACCCGCCGCAUGUUGUCGAUGUUUUUGGCCUGUCAGUGCAUGGUGGCUCAUUAAAGAAGGGGGGAGUCCCAGUGGCUUUUGGUUGGUGGGCGCUGCCCGUGGUUGCCACGGUAAUAGGCGACCAUGCCAGGAGGUCGCAGGGGUCCAAGCAGACAGCAGCUAAGUCGCUCCGCUCUGCCGUCCCUGCAGACUCUGGCUGGAGGAAACCUCGGGAAUGGUACAGGCCUCAGGAACCGGAGCAGUAACUCGUUGGGUCUAUCUGCUCCGCCCAUCUCAGCUCUCAUUACUCCGGAGCCAGUCCGUCACUCAAGGAUCCCCGAGUUGCCACUGGACAGCAGCCUGCUGUUUGAGUUCCUGCUUUUUCUCUAUUUGCUGGUGGCCUUGUUUGUCCAAUACAUAAACAUCUACAGGACAGUCUGGUGGUAUCCAUACAGCCACCCUGCUGCUUCUACCUCGCUCAACUUUCAUCUAAUGGACUACCACCUGGCUAUCUUCAUCACAGUAAUGUUGGCCAGGAGGCUUGUUUGGACAAUUGUUUCAGAGGUUUCUCAGAGGAGCGGAGGAUCUCUGCUCCGCUACGUGCUCCUAAUUGCGGCUCGGCUCAGCCUGCUGACCCUGUGCGGCUGGGUGCUGUGCUGGACGCUGGUCAACCUCUGCAAGAACCACUCUGUGCUCAACCUCCUCUUCCUGGGAUAUCCAUUCGGUGUGUACGUCCCACUCUGCUGUUUCCAUCAGGAGGGAGGGAAAAGCCAAACAGCACCAGCUGACUGCGAUUACACAGCUGACCACCAGCAGACAGACCUCACAGAAUCCCCAUUCUUCCGACCACGGGACUUCCUCUUCCUGUUACGGGAGAAUCUCAAAGAGCAGUUUUCCAGCACCCCACACAUGCCCACGCACACGUGCCCGCCACCCACACACACUCACACACCAGAGCUGAUUCGAGCAGAGGUGGAGGAACUGAAAAGCGACUUCAACCGGCGAAUCAAGGAAGUGCUUUUCAACUCGCUCUUCAGUGCAUACUACGUAGCCUUUCUGCCCCUCUGCUUUGUUAAGAGCACCCAGUACUACGACAUGCGCUGGUCAUGUGAGCAUCUCAUCAUGGUGUGGAUCAACGCAUUUGUGAUGCUGAUGAGCCAGCUGCUGCCUCCCAGUUACUGCGACUUGCUUCACCGCUCGGCGGCUCACCUCGGCCGCUGGCAGAAACUGGAGCAUGGGUCAUACAGUAACGCACCUCAGCACGUGUGGUCAGAAAGUACCAUUUGGCCUCAGGGGGUGUUAGUGCGACAUAGUCGAUGUCUGUAUAAGGCGGUCGGUCCCUAUAAUGUGGCUCUGCCCUCUGAUGUUUCCCAUGCAAGGUUUUAUUUCCUGUUCCACAAGCCGUUGCGGAUUUUAAACCUGCUGAUCUGGAUCGAGUCCAGCGUGGUUUUGUACCAGUUAUACUCUCUGUUGCGCUCUGAACGCUGGAACCACACAUUAUCUCUGGGCCUUAUUCUUUUCUGCAACUACUACGUCCUCUUUAAAUUACUCCGAGACCGCAUUGUGCUGGGCAAAGCCUAUUCCUAUCCUGUGUCCUCCAACAGUUUGGGGCUCAAGUCGCAGUAAAGACUCUGCACGGCGGGACCUCUCCUACAAACUCUGGCUGAGGAGGCGCGAUGGAUGGAGGCCUGAUAAAGUGGAAGGCACUUGGAGAUUAAGGGACAGACUGUGAACUCAUAAUUGUGUUUUGAUACGGUUCAAUUUUUAAUGCAGUGUUUAUAUAUAUAUAGAUAUAUAUAUAGACCUAUUUAAAAGAAUAUUUUUUAUUUUGUAUACUAUUUCGAGUUACACCGGGCAUUACCACACUCAUGUCAUUAGCAUGUUGUGUUAUGUUGUUGCUAGGCGACAGGGAAGUCAGGGAAUGCCAGGAAGUGACUUUCACCAAAGAUAUUUUAAGUGCAGGUGGCCAAUAAUGGAGCAGGCUUUGCCUCUGAUAGUCAGCUAAAGCAGAUGAGCAGAGGAAGGUUUCAUGCUCGGGUCUUGAUUGUCUUUUAUUCUGCUUCAGUCUUAAAUCUGGAUCCAGUUGCUGUUUCGGGGGGUAGCAUGAUUUCCUUUUUUCAGUAUUGAUGCACGUCUUUGUCUCUAAAAGGAAUAGCUCGCAAUUGUGGGAAAUGUGCCUAUUGUCUUUUGAUCAAAGUUACACAAGAGGAUUCGUACCACUCAUCUCGACAGUAGCAGAAACAAAGGAAAAUCACUCGUCUGGCAAAUUUUGACCAUCCCUUCUCCUACUGGGGUGUCGGAUACUGCUGUUCUGUCUCAAGUCAGAGAGAUGCACAAAUUGUCAGAAAUUUGUGAACUAUUAGACAGUGGUUUGUGUUGUCUUCCACCACCACCCCCUCCCCUCCUGUGUUUUCGCGUACUUGGUGAUUGGCUACAUUUCCAGCAAGGAUCAGAACUUGGAUUAAAAUGUCCUUUUGCAAAGUAAACUCUAAGAAAAUAACACUUAACAGUACCCAGCAUGUUUCCAUUUGAAUGCCAAGGUCUCCUGUACAGGUGUCCAUAUGUGUUAUAUCACUAUUGCUGCUUCUGUAGUGACACUGAAGGACACCUUUUUGUUUUUAUCUCUGACACGGCUUUGACAAAACAGCAGGAUCUGAUUCCCUGUGAGUGAAAUUUUUUUAAAAUAUAUUUAUUUAAAUGAAAUAAAAACCAAAGGGUUAAAAAAACAGUCCAGUCAGAACACAUAACCCAACAUUAAACAUCACUAUUGCCAUUUCUUCUGUUUAAUUUUUGUGCAGAUUAAACUAAUAAGGUAAACCAUGUUCAUGUUAAUGAGCUUCAGGUGACCUCGUAGGUAAAUUUUAUUACUUUUGGUUCACACAAAUUUGACCGUUCUUUAAAACGUCUGUAGCGUCAGUCUUACUUUAGAGGCAGGAGUGUGAUAUGAAUCUUAUUUUCUUAACUGUAAAACUUUAAAGGAUGAGAACAUUUCCCCAAAUCUAUAAGUAUUCCUUUAAGCAAAGCUCCUGUGUAUCUUUAACACCAAGUCCAAUAAAAUGUUCACGCAAACUGACUUGAGAGCAGUCUGGAAGAACAAGAGUUGGUACGCCAAUCCGCUGUCUCUGCGUAGAAUAACUACACGGUAUCUGCUUGCUUCGUAUCAUUGGCUAUCUGGAGGGGAAAUUACAGCGUCAGUCUUGCAACAGCUUUGCGAGUGUCAGACAGAAGACUUAGUCGAAAUCCUUUGUCUGGCAUCCUUAAACUCACUGCGCACUCAUAAAAGUCAAAGCACAGCUCCGCCCUGUCCUGCUUGUACGUACUUAGUCAGAAAGGCUGCUGCUGUGAGAAGACACCUGACCACACGUUCACACGCUGAAAUCUGGCUGCAAUACAGCAUAUUACUCAUUUAUGCUCUUAACAUUCAUCCAGUCACUGUUUAUUUCAUUCCUGAAUGUUUAAACUAUGAUGGGAUUUAGGACUCCAUCACAUCAGGGCUAUCUUUUGUGGACUGGAUAUGGAUAGUGGAAUGAAUGUUUUCUGUUGGUACAUCGUUCAUCCUCACCGUUCACCCACUUUAAAUAUGUUGCUGGCAUCAUGGUGUCAUUUGGAUUUGAAUGCAGAGGAUGCUCUAUAGUGACAUUUCUGUGGGUUAUGAAUGCAGAAAUCACAGGGUGAGCAAAGACUGCCGCUUCAGUACCAGUUCGUGUAUUCUCAGUUACCGAAACGGUGUUACAAACAGGUUGCCUUUCAUGUUGUUGCCUUGCUGCGUAGCCACACUUUGCGAUCAUCGCCUCACCCGUCAGUAGUUUUGCCUUUAUGGGCCGCCUCCUUUCCAACACCGACGCCAGUCUGCAGCCACUGCAUAACUUCAGGCAGUAUUAAGGAUUAGUUUGACUAAAAACAAUAAGAUUUCCUGUGCUGCAGGGAGGUUUUUCUUCACAUUGCUACCAUCUACUUUCAGAUUGAGUGGCUAAAGAGUUGAGGAAACUACUUUGACAUGAAUACACAGGUCUGGCAAAUCCUCUUAACUCAGAUGCCACACAUGUUCUAGUUUGUCUGCAAACGUGCCCCCUUAACUCAGCUUUUUUUUUUUGGUGCUUAUACUUUGUGGUCAUUUUGUACUUGAAUGUAGCAAGUGUUGCAGCUGAAUCGUGCUGUUGAUGUGAACUGGUAUGUUUUUUGUUUUUUUUUGCUGUUGCCUUCAAUUGAACGCCAUCACUGAAACACGGGUUUCGAGUGGUUAUGUCAUCUUUAAUUUGCCCACAGUAAUUCAGAAAUUAUACAGUUUAAGUCUGUAACUCCUGCUUCUGUGGAGAGUCUCCUUUGAAUAACAGCUGGAGAAAUGAGAUUUGAAUAGAUUUUAAAUUUAUCACCUCUUGAUCUUUGUCGAGGCUAAAUGAAAACUAAACAGAUGAUCCAAGCAAAAGUUAGACUUGUGGCUCAUUUACUUAAAAUACAUUUCCCAUUCAGACUCCUGGUUGAACCUGUUUUUGAGUGUGUCGGUGCUGGAGAAGUCAAAGGAGCUGGUCCUCAUAUUUCGGCUUUUUACAGUGUUCAGUUCCCCCGCAGAAUUUCUGAAAAAAAAUUUUUUUUUUUUUUUUUUUGGACCUCUGAAAUA
Archocentrus centrarchus (flier cichlid) is the source of this 4845-nucleotide messenger RNA. RefSeq names its product transmembrane protein 39A (gene tmem39a). Bases 372 to 1853 code for a protein of 493 amino acids. Gene Ontology annotation, cellular component: endoplasmic reticulum membrane. Gene Ontology annotation, biological process: negative regulation of autophagosome maturation; negative regulation of autophagosome assembly. The record is from RefSeq and is a predicted model, not a curated record. The transcript has 9 exons. Lineage: Eukaryota; Metazoa; Chordata; Actinopteri; Cichliformes; Cichlidae.